CCUCACAAUAACAGAACAAAACAACCCUAUACCUACUUCUUUUCACUUCUCUUUCUCUCGUUCCAUUUCAAUAACAAGAAGAAAGUUGCAGACUUGUGAAAACGGCCCCCGGAAAGAAAAACAAUGUGUAGCUCCGACGGAGAUUGCAGGCCUUUGGGUUUCCUUCUGGGUCUUCCCUUCGCCUUCCUCUCUCUUAUCCUUUCCGCUGUCGGCCUCGUCGUCUGGAUCAUCGGAUUGUUGUUGACAUGUAUAUGCCCUUGCUGCUUGUGCCUGACGGUGAUAGUGGAGCUUGCUCUGGAGUUGGUGAAGGCUCCAUUACAUGUCAUGGAGUGGUUCACUUCUCAGAUCCCUUGUUAAGAUUUCUGUUUGUUCCAGCCAUUUCUGAUUUAUAACCAACCUCUUGUUCAUAUAUACAUGUGUGUGUGUGUUUUUUUUUGGGGGGGGGGGGUUUAAGUUAUUGUUGAUCUUUGUGGUUUCUGGGUUUAUCUGGAAAACUAUUGCUUAAUUCAUCGAAUUCCAGUAGCACAAUAACGAAAUUGCGGAUUUCCACUUCGGUUUGUUCUGUCUGUUUUGCAUUUGCCAUUGCUGACCGAGGAAACAAACGGCCACAGUUUCUGUAACGAACAACUUCCGUUUGAUCUUCAUCACCAAUACAAUGAUGUGAAUCUGUUUCCAAGGGAAAAUUGGAUAUUAUUGUAUAGAGUCUGCCUUUUUAUAUGUGUGGGUAUAUGGGUGUGUGUAUAAUCUUUCAUAAUAUACGAUUGCAAACAGUACA
Messenger RNA from Neltuma alba, 775 nucleotides. RefSeq names its product signaling peptide TAXIMIN 1. The transcript is spliced from 2 exons. Lineage: Eukaryota; Viridiplantae; Streptophyta; Magnoliopsida; Fabales; Fabaceae. Bases 124 to 357 code for a protein of 77 amino acids. The record is from RefSeq and is a predicted model, not a curated record.